AUGGACUUCUCGGACGUCGGCGUGCGACACACCAUUCUCAACAGUGUCCAGCUUCAUCACUUCAUCGAUAUCUCCCCUUCGGCCGCUGCCAUCGCUAAGGAAGCUCGGCUCUGCGUAAUCGCUGUCGUGGUUGGGUGGAUCACCACUCGCGUCUUCACUACUAUUCCGCGCUUUGAUCGCCCCGCCAUAAUGAAGACAUUCGCUUCUUUUGCUCUAUUUGCUGCUGGUGCUACGGCCCAGGUCAUCCAAAGUGCUAGCUUUGGAUAUGACAAGACGAUCUCUCCCACGCGAGACUCCAUCCCAGGAUGGAACAUUGGUGGAGAGGGCAGUGAUCCUCAGAUUCUGUCCAACAAACUCAUCCUGACUCCUCCUUACCCUGGAAACGUCCGCGGAUCGGCCUGGGCACAGAACCCUAUUACACAAUCGGAAUGGAGCGCCGAGUUCCAAUUCCGCGGCAGUGGCCAGGAACGGUCAGGAGGCAACCUCCAACUGUGGUACACAAAGGACGGACAAACCCGAGUUGGCACCUCGAGUAUCUAUACCGUGGGGCAAUUUGAUGGGUUUGCACUGGUCAUUGAUACCCAUGGCGGCAGGGGUGGAAGUAUUCGCGGAUUCUUGAACGAUGGAACGACAGACUACAAGAGCCACCGAAGUGUCGAUAGCCUCGCCUUCGGACACUGCGACUACGCUUACCGAAACCUCGGUCGCCCAUCGGUCGUGAAACUGAAGCACACAAACUCGAUUUUCGAGGUUACCGUGGACGACAAGGUCUGCUUCGCCACAGACAAGGUUGCUCUUCCCGCUGGAAACACCUUCGGUAUCACAGCUGCCACACCCGAGAAUCCCGAUUCCUUUGAAGUCUUCAAGUUCGUUUUGGAGUCUGCUGCCGCCGCCAGGAAGCAGGAACAGCAGCAAAACACAAUUCCCAACCCAUCUACUGGCAACACUGUCCUGGAUCACGGGAUUGCCGCCCAAUUCGUCGACCUCGGCGGUCGUCUCCAGCUUACCAACAAAGCGACCACCAACAUCCUCCAAGAUAUGAAAAGCCAAGCAUCCAAGAACGAGGCCCGGCAAGCAGAACUUUUGCAAAAGCUUGCCUCCAAGGACCAAGUUGCAGCCCUGGACGCACGACUUCAGCGCAUCGAGCAGCUUCUUCAGACCAUCCAGCGUGAUCUUGAAGGCAAGGACUACAGCGGUCGCUUUAACCAGCUUCAUGACACUCUCCGAACCUCUCAUCUCAGCCUCAGCGAGACUCUGCAGGGAAGCCUGCUGAGCGCCAUCACCGCGUCCACUCCUCGCAUGGGGUUUUUCAUCUUCAUGGUCAUCGCCUUCCAAGUUGUUCUCGCUAUUAUCUACGUCGUGUAUAAGCGUCGUCGCGCGAACAUGCCCAAGAAGUUCCUUUAG
Molecule: messenger RNA, 1404 nt
Organism: Penicillium waksmanii
Lineage: Eukaryota; Fungi; Ascomycota; Eurotiomycetes; Eurotiales; Aspergillaceae
Exons: 9
Coding region: 1-1404 (467 amino acids)
Biological process (GO): endoplasmic reticulum organization; endoplasmic reticulum to Golgi vesicle-mediated transport; Golgi organization
Cellular component (GO): endoplasmic reticulum-Golgi intermediate compartment; COPII-coated ER to Golgi transport vesicle; endoplasmic reticulum membrane
Molecular function (GO): D-mannose binding
Source: RefSeq, a predicted model, not a curated record